Cutaneotrichosporon oleaginosum is the source of this 1452-nucleotide messenger RNA. RefSeq lists its product as uncharacterized. Gene Ontology annotation, cellular component: nucleus; site of double-strand break; Mre11 complex. Gene Ontology annotation, molecular function: manganese ion binding; single-stranded DNA endonuclease activity. Gene Ontology annotation, biological process: double-strand break repair via homologous recombination; mitotic G2 DNA damage checkpoint signaling; double-strand break repair via nonhomologous end joining. The record is from RefSeq and is a predicted model, not a curated record. NCBI's taxonomy places the organism in Eukaryota, Fungi, Basidiomycota, Tremellomycetes, Trichosporonales, Trichosporonaceae.
AUGGACCAAGUUGGGAGAAAGACCUGCUUCCGCAUCUUGAUCGCAACCGACAAUCAUCUGGGCUAUGCCGAGAAGGACCCAGUUCGUGGCCAGGACGCCAUGAACACGUUCAGAGAGAUCCUCACACUUGCACGCGACCAGGAUGUCGACUUUAUCCUUCUCGCCGGUGACCUCUUUCAUGAAAACCGCCCCAGCCGAACUUGUUUGCAUCAGACGAUUGCUCUGCUCCGCCAGUUCACGUUCGGCGACAAGCCAGUAUCAUUCGAGCUGUUGAGCGAUCCCAUGGAUGGCGCGGCGCCGGGCUAUGACUUUCCAGCUGUCAACUAUGAGGACUCAAAUCUCAACGUUGGCAUCCCCGUGUUUUCCAUCCAUGGCAAUCACGAUGACCCACAAGGGACAGGUCCGGAAGGCGCUCUAUGCGCCUUGGAUGUUCUAUCCGUAGCAGGCGUCCUCAACUACUUUGGCAAGGUGGAUCUCCCAUCAGGGCAGAACAACCAGUCGAAUACUGAGAACGAUACUGUCAACAUUCGUCCAGUUCUCCUGCGCAAGGGCUCCACUCACCUUGGUCUAUACGGUGUCGGCAACAUCAAGGACAUUCGUUUCCAUUACCAGCUUCGGUCAAAUGGCGUGAAGAUGUUCAUGCCCAGGGAUGGCGACGGAGGUAUUGCAGCGGAAGACUGGUUCAAUUUGCUUCUUAUCCACCAGAAUCGUGUCAAGCAUGGGCCUCAGCAGGCCGUGCCCGAAGGGAUGUUUGAUGACUCGAUCAAGCUCGUUCUGUGGGGUCAUGAACACGACUGUCGCAUUUGGCCUGAGCAGGUGGAAGGCAAGCCUUACUUUAUUUCACAGCCAGGUAGCUCUGUGGCAACCAGUCUGGCUCAUGGAGAGGCGUUGCCAAAGCAUGUCGGCAUUCUCUCGAUCCAGGGGGACAAAUUCCAGAUUGCAGAGGUACCUCUGAAGACCGUGCGCCCCUUUGAGAUUGACGAUCUUGAACUUGGCGAGGAGGCAGAACGCGAUGGCAACAAGAUCAAGCUCGAUGACAAGGAUACGAUCUCAGCAUAUCUGCGCGAGAAGGUUGAGGAGCUUAUUGCCAAAGCCCGUCGUGCUUGGAAGGAGACGCACGAUGAAGAAACGGAAGAGAUGAUGCUGCCGCUGAUCCGACUGCGGGUCGAGACGACUGGAGCCAAGGAGAUGACCAACCCCGUCCGCUUCGGACAAGACUUCAUCGGUCGAGUGGCCAACCCCCGCGAUAUUCUGCAGUACUACCGGAGGAAGGUUGCCACACGCAAUCCUGCCGCCAUGACGACCACCGACCGCCUCGCCAAGAUCCGAAUGGCCAAGCUUGUCAAGCAGUACCUUCAGGCGCAGAACCUGGACCUGCUGGUUGAGGAUGGCCUGGAGGAAGCUGUGAUGCGCUUUGUGGAUAAGGACGACAAGGACGCAAUCAAAGAGUAG